Molecule: messenger RNA, 1122 nt
Organism: Chaetomium fimeti
Lineage: Eukaryota; Fungi; Ascomycota; Sordariomycetes; Sordariales; Chaetomiaceae
Exons: 2
Coding region: 484-993 (169 amino acids)
Source: RefSeq, a predicted model, not a curated record
UGAUAACGUCCAGAGCUGUAGGGCAACCGCGGCCUCUGUCUGUUCAGUGUCGGAUGAUGCCAAGCUGAGUCAUUUUUGGCGGUGGAUUUACUUUGUUGUUUUCCCAUGACAUACUCUCUCUUAGAAUGCCUCGCUGGUCUGAGCCAAACCAACGACCUACAGGCGAUGGCAGGAGUUAACUUCGGGCUAAGUCAAAACCUAAUAGCGCACGCUCUCGAUUCUUGAUAGUCAUGUUCUUCUAUGUUCUUCGUUUUGAAGAGGCUUGGAAAUGGCCACAGUUUCGGUUUUUGUCCUCCUGUUGUGCCUUCCAGGAGGAUGAAAUCAUGAAAUGAAUCACGGCAACCAGUCACUCUUGCCUCCUUCUACCUGCUUCAUUCCCCCAGUUUUCUAACCAAAACACCAUCACUUUAGUGAGCUCUGACACACCCCUGGAACCACCACAUCCAUUAUACAACCGACGUCAACAGAUAUCUCCUAUCUAGUAUGUGCCGCGAAACCUUCUGGCAGCUCCCUUGCGGCCACCCCCGUACCAUUCACAUGUUUUGCGAGGAAUUCUCUUUCAAGCCGGGCCCGCUAGAUCAGCCCUUGCCUUGUAUCAGGUUAACGAGAACUGAAGGUCACCUCGCCAGUAUAUACGCCUUCUGUACACACCCCGGGUGCCAGUACCAGGGGCUAGGUUGGUGGUGUUGCAGUUGCAAGCAGCGGAAUGUCGGAUCUCAAUGGGCAGGCGUCUGCUCAAACACCCCAACCCAUAUCAUUGCCAACCGGCGCCCCGACAUGCGGAUAGAACCCGGAUGCGGCCAUUGCCGUUGUGUUCAGUGCCAGAGUGAUCCUACUCACCUUCUAAUCAUAGGCACCGCGGAAGAGCUAAUCACAGGUCACAACAACGACGACUACCAAGGAGUUGAUGAGGAUAAAGAUGUUAAUUCGGGCCAGAAAGACAGCAAGGAUGACGGGAAUGAGGGAGCAGGACGCCGACAGGGUGGCAAUUAAGGGGGACAGUAAACACGGCAGUAUAGAAUGUGCUAACAGCAGUCCAAGGGAGCAGCAGAGGGACAAGGACGGACAGCAUUGCUCUACUAGUAUAAGAUAGCAAUACAAAGCGUGCGUAUUAAGCGUGUA